Messenger RNA from Bombyx mandarina (wild silkworm), 1954 nucleotides. RefSeq names its product transcription factor Sp8 (gene Sp1). Lineage: Eukaryota; Metazoa; Arthropoda; Insecta; Lepidoptera; Bombycidae. Gene Ontology annotation, biological process: regulation of transcription by RNA polymerase II. Gene Ontology annotation, molecular function: RNA polymerase II cis-regulatory region sequence-specific DNA binding; DNA-binding transcription factor activity, RNA polymerase II-specific. The record is from RefSeq and is a predicted model, not a curated record.
CUGUGCCAGUAACGCCGCCCCGUCCGUAAACAAAUAGCAGGCAGCGCCACCACGCGGCAGAGGCGAGACAGACGCGUACCGUACUGCACUCGCGCCGCGGACUCGAUAGGACCCGGACCCCGCAAUUAACUACCGAGAUUGGCUCACAGCGAGAUUUACUUAUCGAGUGUAAUCGAGAUACUUCUCGAUUUAACGCUGUGUUGUGGUCGCGUGUGAUGUGUUACGGUGAUCAGGAGGAAUAAGAAUUCUCACAUGGGCUGAGAUGAACUGCGCGUAUUAUCAGCAGCACGGGGGCCCGCACCCGGUCCCCCACCAUGUUAAUAACGGUUACUUCAACGAGGUUAGUAUCGACCCCGUGUCCACGGAUCACAAGGACAUGAAGAUCUUAGAACAUCCGAGCUUACGCGGUACGCCCCUGGCGAUGCUCGCGGCCCAGUGCAACAAAUUGUCAAGUAAAUCUCCGCCUCCGCUAGCAGAUGCUGCCGUGGGAAAAGGUUUUCAUCCCUGGAAGAAAAGUCCUGGUGCACAUUCACCACCAAAUGCUGGAGCUAUUGCUCGCUCACAGGCUCCAUCGUGUGGGCCAUACGCACGACCACCGACAUCUUGCGCUGCCGCGCCAUCAUAUGGCAAUGAUCUGUAUUUUCCGUCCUCAGGAGAUCAACUUCUGGGCAAAAGUGAAUCUAGUGCUAGCCUCGGAUCUAUGUAUUCUAGACACCCCUACGAAUCUUGGCCUUUCAAUGUUGGUGGAGGUGGUGGGAGUAGUGCUUUAAAAGCAGCAGAGAUGAGUGGAGUGGGCGCCGUGGGUGGAACUUGGUGGGAUGUUCACAGUGGUUGGCUAGACGUUGGUGGACAAAUGGCCAACUAUGCUGGACAAGAUUAUUCCCAACUUACACAUUCCCUCUCUGGAGGUGCACAUUUAUUGCCACCCGCGCCACACCUUUUGCAAGAUGCCUACAAGUCGGUUUUACCGACACAAGGUUCGUUUGGACUACACGGUCCGGGAUCACCAGCUCCACCUGCACAAGCGCCCUCGCCGCGAUCGCAACGCCGCUACGCCGGUCGAGCUACUUGUGACUGUCCAAACUGUCAAGAAGCCGAAAGGUUAGGCCCCGCGGGCGCACAUUUGCGAAAGAAAAAUAUACACAGCUGUCACAUACCGGGUUGCGGUAAAGUUUACGGCAAAACCUCACACCUUAAAGCACACCUUCGUUGGCACACCGGCGAACGACCGUUUGUCUGUAACUGGCUAUUCUGCGGGAAAAGGUUUACUCGAUCCGAUGAGUUACAAAGACAUCUCCGCACGCACACCGGCGAAAAGAGGUUCGCAUGUCCGGUGUGCAAUAAGCGGUUUAUGCGUUCAGAUCACCUAGCGAAGCACGUAAAAACUCACAAUGGUGGCAAGAAAGGCAGCUCGGAGUCGUGCUCGGAUUCAGAAGAAAACAGCCAAGGCGAGGGCGGAACGGGCAGUCGGUCCCCUGAGCAUGGACUUGACGUGAAGCCUAGCGCGCUAGUGUGACGGGGGCGCACGGCCCUCGCCGUGCCGCCCUACUCAACGGCGAUCCUGUGAUACUAAUUCGCCGUGAAACAUGAAUACUUGUAAAUACCACAUAUCAUCACAUUGUGUAAUGUUAAAAUACUGGACUUGUAAAAUUAAUUUGCGGUGAUAACAUCGCUGUGUACGUAUUUGUUUAGAGACUUUAAGCGCUGUACAGUUUAGUUAAUAGUAAAUAAUUAUCUCAUAUUCUAGAUAAAUAUUGUAAUUUUAGUUUAAGUAGAGUCACUCAUUUAGUUUGGAUAUGCUGUUUAUUUAUUUGUUAAAACAAUAUUUGACAGUGUGAAAAAGCUUGUUUAGUGAGAAAUAUGAAAGUAUAAAUUGUAACUUGAUUGACAGAGGUCUUGAAAGUAAUUAGCACCAAAAUUUACUUAAAGUACUAAUUAUUAUAGAAAUAGAAAA